UUUAUGAAAGUAUAGCUUAGUUGAGUCCUGAGUUUUGUCAACGGGUUGGGAAAAAAUUUCCCCGUUUGUUGAAUUGGAAGAGUACAGAUAAUGCGUUCUAUGCAAACUUGGUGGGAAAGGUUUUCAACAAUCAGAAGUUGACUAUCCUGGAUGUCUAUCCGUCUUCUGAGGAGAGAAAGAAACUGGCAGUAAAGAAGUUUAAGUUUGAGCCUCUAUACUUGCCGAAGGUGUGUGCUGAAGAUGGAGACAGUAGUCCGGGUACCCAGGUACUGGUUAGUUUUGUUGUUUGUUUUAGUUAAAAAAAAUAUAUUAUUUUGUUUUGAAAUUUAUAGGUUUCUUUUUAGGUUUUUUUGUCUUUUUUUUUUUUUGCUGUUUUGUAAAGUAUUUUAUUUUGUUUUGUAGGUUGAUAGUGAAAAGUUGAGAUUGAUUUGUGAAUCAAUCUCAUCAAUAAAAGCAUGCCAAGAAACUAUUAUUAGUGACAUUGCAGUUAUGAGAUCUGAGUUCAUGGGGAAACUCAGUGAUUUAUCUGCAAUGAUUGCAAAAUUUGUUGCAAAAAAUUCUGAAAAAGUUGCAAAUUCAAGUGAUGAAAGUGCUGGUUUUAAUGAAGGGGAAAAGCCAGAUGAUUUUGAUAAUGUUUCCAAUCCUAUUUCUGAUGAUUCUAAGGUAACUUGUUUGUUUUUAUGCUUUAUUGUUUUUUUUAACCAUUUUUAGUUGUAACCAGAUUGUUUUUUUUUUUUUUUGGCUAGGAUUGUGGAAAUGAUUCAGCUGAAGAGUCUGAUGGUAGUAAGGGUGUUGAGAAGGAUUUAAAUGAAAAUUUUGAUGCUGUUUAUUCUGGGUUGGAGUUGUCAAAUGUUGUGGGUGGAGAUAAGGUUUUGUAAUUUAUUUUUGUUUUGUUUCUUGUAUUAUUUUAUUUAAAAUUGAAUUUGUUGUAAUUGAUUUUAUUUUUAUUCAUUAUAGGAUUUUACAAACAAGCCUGAGUUCAGUUCAGUUGGUUUAAGUUUUGAAGAAGUAUAUGUUGAUCCAGAGAUUUUGAGUGUUAUUGAUAGAACUGUUCAGUAUGCAGAAGGAGAAAAGAAAUUUACCGGGAGUAAGGAUGAUUGGAAGGUUGUGAUGGUUGGUGAUGAUGAUGAGGUUCCUGUUGCUAUUAAAAAGAGGGAGCCUAAACCUAGUACUCAUGUCAAGUCUCCUUUUGUUACUGAGUUUGGUUCUUCUGAUGUUAAAGAAACUGUGAAGAGGAAGGGAGUGGAAGUGGUGAUUGUUAGAGGAUUGGUUCCAUUUGAAAAUGAAAUAGGGCAGAAUGUUUCAAAGAAUGAUUGCCUGGAUUAUAUUUCUUGGAUUGAGGAUAAAAUGAAUUUUAAGAAUAAGAAGAAGAAAUUUUCUGAUGUCAAUAACAUUAUCAAUCCCCCAAUGGAUUAUUCAUUUGUUAAAAUUUCUGAGAAAAUGUGGUUUUACAAGCUUCAAACUUGUGGGGAGGAGCUUAUGGACACUCAUAUAAAUGUAUGUUUUUAUUACCUGAGGAAGAAGAUUAAGCUGGUUGAUGGUUUGAACAAGAGGGUUACAACUACAGACUCUUGGUUUGAUGCAACUAUCAAGGGUUUGUAUGAUAACUUUGUGGCAGCCAAAUGUGAUUCAAGCAUCAUUCGUUUUGAUAAUCUAAUUUCAGAUUACAUUAUUGGUGAAUAUUUGUUUUGUAACACUCCUUGGGUGGAUGUGGAUCAUGUUCUUUUUCCUGUGCAUGUGAAGGUUCAGUUGCAUUGGGUUUUUAUUCACUUUUCCAUUAAGAGUAGGAUGUUAACUGUCUACAAUUCUUUGACGGGGAAGAAGAAUGAGAGUAUUGCUUUGCCAUAUGUGAAGGCUUACUCUGUUGUUUUACCAUAUUUUCUAGAUUUUCUUGAUUUUUAUUGUUCUAGGAAAGAUUUGGACUUGAAUGUUGGUCCAUAUUCUGUUGGGAAGAAGGAUCCAAUUGAUUUUAACUUUGCCAAAGACUUGCCAUUUCAAGAGGAUAUUGAUUGUGGAGUAUUUGUUAUCAAGUAUGCUGAUUUGUUUAUUCAUGGGAAGAUUGAUGACAUCCCGAAGAACAUGGCUGCCAAAAUUGCUACCUAUCGUGAUUAUCUUGCCAUUAACUUGUAUAGUCAUGCAAAAAAGAAGCAGAUUGGUGGGUACAAGACAGAAGAUGAUGCUCCAUCAAAGAAAUCAAAGAGGAGGAGGAAUUAUAAGUAGAGAUGUUGGAGUUUUUUUUUUUAGCUGUAUUAACGACCAUGUCUUUUUUUUCUUUCGUUGUUUAAUAGUGAAGUUGUGGUUUGUAACUGGGUACUGUUUUAGUACUGGACUUAUGUAUGGUUUUUUUUUUUUUUUUUGGUCAAUGUAAAGAAUUGGUUUCAACUUUUGGCUUAAUAUAAAUUUUUUUUUAAUGUAUAUUAUUUUAAUGUGUAUGUUUUUUUAUUCAAUAGUGUUGGAGUUUUUUUUUUUUUAAAGUGUGAAGAUAUUGUGAUGUACAUGUUUUUUUUUUCAUAUAGGUUUCAAUUAUUAUUGUAUGAAGAUGGUGUAACCGGUUACUUCUGUGUUAGAUUGUAAAAGCUAUAUGUUUCAGGUAACUGGUUACUGUUUCUUUAGUUUUUAUUUCUAUUUUUUAAAUUAUUUUUUAUUUUUUUAUGUUUGUUGUUUUUUUUUUGUGUGAACGAUUUCUGAUUAUAUAACUAGGUUUUUAAAGUAGUUGGUUUUAUUAAUAUAUAGUUGUUUGUUAAAAUUUCUUAUAGUGAUUGCUUUUUGUUUUUUAUAUUUUUAUGUGUUGUAACCAGGUACUUGAAUUUUC
Messenger RNA from Humulus lupulus (European hop), 2812 nucleotides. RefSeq lists its product as uncharacterized. Gene Ontology annotation, molecular function: cysteine-type peptidase activity. The record is from RefSeq and is a predicted model, not a curated record. Gene Ontology annotation, biological process: proteolysis. The transcript has 6 exons. NCBI's taxonomy places the organism in Eukaryota, Viridiplantae, Streptophyta, Magnoliopsida, Rosales, Cannabaceae. Bases 1111 to 2220 code for a protein of 369 amino acids.